Messenger RNA from Candidula unifasciata, 621 nucleotides. NCBI's taxonomy places the organism in Eukaryota, Metazoa, Mollusca, Gastropoda, Stylommatophora, Geomitridae. The record is from the annotation of a GenBank genome assembly.
AUGGUAACUGUGAAAAUAGUCUGGAUUGUAACUGUAAAAAAAAGUCUGGAUUGUAACUGUGAAAAUAGUCUGGAUGGUAACUGUGAAAAUAGGCUGGAAUGUAACUGUGAAAAUAGUCUGGAUGGUAACUGUGAAAAUAGUAUGGAAUGUAACUGUGAAAAUAGUCUGGAUUGUAACUGUGAAAAUAGUCUGGAUUGUAACUGUGAAAAUAGUCUGGAUUGUAACUGUGAAAAUAGUCUAGAAUGUAACUGUGAAAAUUGUCUGGAAUGUAACUGUGAAAAUAGUCUGGAUUGUAACUGUGAAAAUAGUCUGGAUUGUAACUUUGAAAAUAGUCUGGAAUGUAACUGUGAAAAUAGUCUGGAUUGUAACUGUGAAAAUAGUCUAGAAUGUAACUGUGAAAAUAGUCUGGAAUGUAACUGUGAAAAUAGUCUAGAUUGUAAUUGUGAAAAUAGUUUGGAUUGUAACUGUGAAAAUAGUCUGGAUUGUAACUGUGAAAAUAGUAUGGAAUGUAACUGUGAAAAUAGUCUGGAAUGUAACUGUGAAAAUAGUCUGGAUUGUAACUGUGAAAAUAGGCUGGACUGUAACGGUCACUGGCGUGGUGCAGACCACAAAAAUCGUUAA